Fibroporia radiculosa is the source of this 585-nucleotide messenger RNA. RefSeq lists its product as uncharacterized. NCBI's taxonomy places the organism in Eukaryota, Fungi, Basidiomycota, Agaricomycetes, Polyporales, Fibroporiaceae. Bases 1 to 585 code for a protein of 194 amino acids. The transcript is spliced from 2 exons. The record is from RefSeq and is a predicted model, not a curated record.
AUGACCCGACACGACCUCGAGGUCCUAGACACUAUCGGCACGCCAGACUAUCUCAAAGGCGAGCUGUCAGACAACGGUAGAAUGAAUCGCUCUAUGAUUCCAUCUCCGCCCUUAUGUUUACUCACAGACGUCGAUGUUCCAUCCCAUAUGGUCCCACCCAACCCUGAGGACUCGGAUGUGCUACCUUCUCAAGUUCAUCCAUCAUAUCCUUACGGAAAUCCGCUGAACAUAAAACACCCCGCUGCCCGGCCACGGCGCCCAUAUGAUCCAUCAUCCCGAGCAUUGUUUGAAGAUAUGGGUUAUUCUGGGGGCGGCGUCAAUGGCUCAUUACGGUGGAAAGAUCUUGCUUUGGAUACAUUGUUCCCUGUUGAUGAGGAGCAAGAAGCAGCCGAAAAAGCAGCACAAGCACGCAAAAUGGCGAGUGGAGCUAGUGCUAGUCAUCCGCCACCGCCACCGUCGGCCCCGGCUCCCGUAGAAGGCGGAGACGGAGAUGAAGAGCACGAUGAGAACGAAGACGGUGGGGAUGAAGACGAAGAUAAUGACGAGAACUUAGAUGGCUUGAGCGUCGGUGAUGACGAAGCCUGA